GGAAAUUCCUGUUCAACUACGUGUUGUCACCAGUCCAGUGUUGCUCAUGCUCAUGUGUUUUAAGCUCUGACAGACUGCAGCCACGGAUCAGAACAAUGUCUGGAAGUAUCAAAACCUUCUCAAUACAGUACGACCCGAUUAACGAAGGCAACACGUUCACGAGUGGCGACACGAUUCAUGGGAGACUUAUUUUGGAAGUAAACAAAGAGGUACGGAUUGACAAACUUUAUAUAAAGUGUAAAGGGGACGCGAAUGUGCAGUGGACCGAGUCAAACAGCAGCAAUAACUCGGACGACACCUACAGCGCUCAUGAAAGAUACUUCAAACUCAAACAUAUCAUUAUUUGGGACAAGAAUAAGAUAGAAGAAAAUGGAGCCACACUUGUAACAUCAAAUGUGGAGAAAUACAACAAUUUGGUUAUGCCAGGAUACCAUACCUUUCCAUUUUCAUUUCAGCUUCCUCACAGGAACAGCCCAUCAUCCUUUAAAGGAUGCCACGGAUCAAUUGCAUAUGUCCUUCAGGCCAAACUGAGUAGAUCAUGGAAAAUCCCGCGAAUUGUAAAGAAAGAAUUCAUCUUUGUGUCAAACGUUUAUGAAAAUAGUUCUCAUUUAAUGAGACCACUUUCUGGGUCAGUAGAAAAAAAGAUGAAGGUUUUCACAUCUGGAAGUAUCUCAAUCAGAGCAACUACUGACAAAAAGGGCUACAUGCCAGGUGAGAGAAUCAAGGUUGAAACCCAAAUUGAAAACUCUUCAUCUCGUGCUCUCAAGCUCAAAUUCAAACUUGAACAAAGGCAGACGUUCAUCGCUCAAUCUAAACAAAACUGUUCGAUAAAAGCUAUUUUCAAAGCUGUGGAAGAUCCCAUUCCAUCCAGAUCCAAGAAAACAUUCACCAGUAGACUGAAGAUCCCUUUAAACUUGGAUCUAACCAUCACAAACUGUAAGAUUAUUAAAGUGGAAUACAUGCUCAAGGUGUAUUUGGAUGUUCCCUACGCUAGAGACCCAGAGAUCAUAUUUCCACUGGUCAUUAUACAAACAGGCCAGUACUGCAUUCCACAGCAAAGUCAUGAAGCAUCCAAUACCAGUCAGAGCAGACGACAAUCAUUACAGAUGGGUUCUACAUUACAACCGACACUUGUUCCCUUUCCCCUUGUUCCUGCUGGUGCCUUUGGACCAGCUCCAAAUGUAUACCCGAUUGUAUACCCUCAGCCAGCCAAUCCGGAUGAACCACCACCUUCCUAUACAGACAUCUUUCCAGACUUAAAUGCGUCAGCAUCAGGAUUCAACACAUCUCUAUUACCUCCUCCACCAUACACCACUAUGGAUUCUUCACAUGCUUUUCAACACCAUACACCAGGGUAUCCAACACAGGAGUGUCCAAGGGCAGCAGAAUACUGGCACAGUCCAGCAAAUCCAGAGUCUUAUCCUACUAAAUAGACUGCAUUUCCAGAUCUGCAUUUUUAGUGCAAUACAAAAUUAUUUUGAAACAAAAUGUCAAAGUUGAUAUGUCAGUGCUUUUUUCAGUUUGGUAGGGUUAAAAGGAUUUUUUAUUGUUUUUAUUGCUAUUUUUUAUUAUUUGUUUUCUAACCUACAGUAAUACUGUUUGUUUUUUAUGCACUUAAUACUGUUUGUAUUUUAUCAUUCAGAGAACUGCAUUUUAUGAUCAACAGUUGAUUUUAUAAACCAAAAUCAAGUAUAUCUAUCGACCUACUGUGUGUGUGUGUGUGUGUGUGUGUGUGUGAGAAAAUAAAAGCAGAUGAAGAUAAAAGAGCAAA
Tachysurus vachellii is the source of this 1771-nucleotide messenger RNA. Its product is annotated as arrestin domain-containing protein 3-like. The record is from RefSeq and is a predicted model, not a curated record. NCBI's taxonomy places the organism in Eukaryota, Metazoa, Chordata, Actinopteri, Siluriformes, Bagridae. Bases 96 to 1433 code for a protein of 445 amino acids. The transcript has 7 exons. Gene Ontology annotation, biological process: protein transport. Gene Ontology annotation, cellular component: plasma membrane; cytoplasm.